AUGUUUCGUGAUUGUCUUUCUAAGUUCAAGAAAAGUGUCCGUGGAGUUGAUUGCAUUGAUAGCAAUUUCCUUCCAUCUGUUGAUAAUGGACAAUUUCUACGCGUUGAGAUUAAAAGAAAGGGAAGAGGCUAUAAGCUCAAGCAAAGCAUCAAAAGAAAAUUAAGUAAAGUCUUCCCUAAGAGUUCAAGAGAAGAUUCUGGAAGCAAAAUGGAAAAUACUUUGUCAUCAUCUCGUCAGAUUUCCACCCAAAAUACUGGGGAACCUUGGAACACUUCGGUAUUCACUUCAAAGGCUAUCUUGGGAUUUGACUUUAAAAAUAUGAAACAUUCUUUUGGAUUAUUCUUUGGUAGUACAGAACAAAAACCGAAAGAUCAGACCAAGAAAGUCAAAUCCAAGCAUGGCACUCCUGUCAAAAAACCCAAGCACGAGUUUGAUGAUAACGUGAAAGUUCAAAUUAUGCUCAGAGGCAUUGGAGUCGACUACAUCCUAGAAGGUUUUGACGAUGCAAGCUUCGAAGACAUCAUUAAGACUCGGACUAGUGACGAGUUAAAAAGAAUGUAUUUAAUUUUCGAGGUUGUGUUGUAUCACUUGAGGAAGGGCCGACAUGAAAGCUCAGAGUUUUACCAAAAAACAUCCAGCCGUUUGAUGGCGAUUGAAAAGGAGAUACGACUCUAUAUAUGGGGCCACAAGAACGGAAGUAGCAAAGGAACCGAUGAGAUCAAACCGCUGGUCGACUUUGACUUGGAUAAAGAUUCACAGGUCAGGUUUAGAACCAGAGGUGUAAUCUAUGACAUGGAAAUGCUUGACGAGCGGGGCUUCGAAUACCUUCUUCAUAGUCGCACUAAAAGUGAGUUGAAAGAUUUGAGAAAACAGUUCAUGAGAUCUGUAGAGUUCUUGAUACUGCGUGAGAAUGAAGGUUCUAAUCUUUACGCUAUAACUUGCAGUCGUCUACAAGAAAUUGAACUCACAUUGAGUUCAAAGUUCAAUCAAGCUGAAAAAGUAAGCAAAGCCAGUGAUGCCAAAUCAGUUGAAGCCAAUAAAUCCAAUAAAUCCUAUAACGGCUUAAUGACGAUAAUGGGUUUUUUUGCACAGUUCUUUGUCGUAAAGCUAGGUUAG
Molecule: messenger RNA, 1116 nt
Organism: Suhomyces tanzawaensis NRRL Y-17324
Lineage: Eukaryota; Fungi; Ascomycota; Pichiomycetes; Serinales; Debaryomycetaceae
Exons: 1
Coding region: 1-1116 (371 amino acids)
Source: RefSeq, a predicted model, not a curated record